Messenger RNA from Lates calcarifer (barramundi perch), 3889 nucleotides. RefSeq names its product hypoxia inducible factor 1 subunit alpha, like (gene hif1al). Gene Ontology annotation, molecular function: protein dimerization activity; DNA-binding transcription factor activity, RNA polymerase II-specific; RNA polymerase II transcription regulatory region sequence-specific DNA binding. Lineage: Eukaryota; Metazoa; Chordata; Actinopteri; Centropomidae. The record is from RefSeq and is a predicted model, not a curated record. Gene Ontology annotation, biological process: regulation of transcription by RNA polymerase II; cellular response to hypoxia. The transcript has 15 exons. The coding region runs from base 120 to 2168 and encodes 682 amino acids.
GAAACAGCGUUUCCCCGCAGUAUAAACUUGACAGAGCUGAGGAUUAGGUAUGUACCGUCUUGUCAUGCCAGAAUAAACAAUAACUGAAGCCGAACCACUGCUCAGCCUUCAUUUUAAACAUGGAGAAGAAGAAAGAGGAGACCGUCACGGUUAAACGGAGCAGUUCGGAGCAGAGGAAGCUGCGCUCUCGUGAUGCAGCCAGGUGUAGGCGGAGUCAGGAGACGGAGGUGUUUUAUGAGCUCGCCCACACUCUGCCUCUCCCCCGCCGGGUGUCCACCCACCUGGACAAAGCUGCCAUCAUGAGAGUCACCCUCAGCUUCCUGCGCAUGCGCCAACUCCUGCGACCUGGUGAGAAUCUGAAAAAGGAGCCUGAAGAGGAGGAGGAGGAGGAGGAGGAGGAGGAGGAUCCAAUGGAUGCUUUCUAUCCUCAGUCGUUGGCUGGAUUCGUCAUGGUGAUGACCGAGGAGGGUGAUAUGAUCUACCUGACGGAAAACGUCAGCAGACACAUCGGCAUCACACAGCUGGAGCUGCUCGGUCAGAGUGUUUAUGACUUUGUUCAUCCCUGUGAUCAGGAGGAGCUCAGAGAUCUGUUGGCUCCACGUCCAGGUUUGAGUAAGAAACUGUCGACAGAACAGCAGAGCGAGAGGAACUUCUUCCUGCGAAUGAAAAGCACACUGACCAACAGGGGGCGCACUGUCAACAUCAAGUCUGCCACCUGGAAGGUUCUCCACUGUACAGGUCACAUGCGUCCCUUUGGUGGCAGCUCCACGUCGCCCCCUACAGCCAGAGUCAUGACCUUGCUGUGCGAGCCCAUCCCUCAUCCGUCCAGCGUGGAGUUCCCUCUGGAUACCUGCACCUUCCUUACCCGCCACAGCAUGGACCUGCGCUUCACACACUGUGAGGGCAGGGUUACAGAGUUGGUGGGAUACAAACCUGAUGAUCUGAUUGGUCGCUCAGCCUACGAGUUCCAUCACGCCCUCGACUCUGAUCACGUCAACAAAAGCCUGCACACCCUGCUGUCCAAAGGUCAGGUGAGCACCAGCCACUAUCGUUUCCUGGCAAACAGCGGCGGCUUCGUCUGGGCAGAGACCCAGGCGACCGUCCUCUACAGCAGCAAGACGUCGCAGCCCGAGGCCGUCGUCUGCCUCAACUUCAUACUCAGUUCCGUGGAGCAGCCAGACGUUGUCUUCUCUGUUGAGCAGACCCGUUGUGGCCAUCCCUCUAAAGCCGAAGCCCUCUCACCAGCGCUUGCACCAGCGGCUCCUGAUGUCUGUGAGUCUGACAGUGAGCGUGACGCCAGCUCCAGUCAGACUGAGGACGCAGGUUCGAAUCCCAGCUGCGCCGCAGAUCUCUUCUUCAAACUGAAGGAGAAGCCGGAGGAGCUUCUCCAGCUGGCUCCAGAGGCUGGAGACACCAUUGUACCGCUGACAGGAGGAUGUGUGGAGCUGUCAUUCGUCAGUCCUCCCAGUCCGGACUCGGUGCCGGACCACCCUCAGGAUCUGUGCACUCCACAACUGCGACAGCUCCUCACACCCAUCUUCAACUCCAUCACGCCACCUCCAUCAUCAUCACCAGCCUCCUCACCUGAGCGUGAGCUGAGCUCCUCUGAGGGGGAAGAGGAAAUGAUGGACACAAGCGAGGUGGAGAAGUUCUUUGCCAUUUGGUCCGAAGAUGAACAGCAGAAAGGAGAAACACUGGAGAACAUGGAGGGGAUGGAUCUGGACAUGUUGGCUCCUUACAUCUCUAUGGACGAUGACUUCCAGCUGACCUUCCUCAGCAAUUUGCCAGAGGAGACCAACAAACUUUCGUCCUCUCCGUCUCAACCUUCGACUGUGACAGCUGCAGUCACAGUGAGCAGGAAACGGACACAUAAUCCAGAUGAAGAGAUGCCGUCUCAGCUAAUGAUUCAGGACAAGAGACAGAAACAAGAUCCUUCCUCAAUAGAAGAGGAACUUCUCCUCAGCCACAGAUUACUAGACUGUCUGGAGGAAACUGACCAGCCAGAUCUGAUCUUAGACCCAGACCCAGGGUGUCGGAGUCAGCUACUCACAGACAGAGACCCUAUUUUAGGAGGCAUGUCGGGACUCUGCGAUACUGCAGCUCUGAUGAGUGACAUAUUCGUACCUCGCCCCCCUGACCUGUCACCACCUCUCUCGCCUAUGACUUGACGGAGUUCCUGUCAAUCGAGGGUUGACUCGAUUUCUCCACUCACAGUGAGGAAGUCGAUACCGGAUCUGUCUACAGACACUGCAGCCUGAGCGCACACAUGCAAACGCAACACACCACAAACAUGUAUGCACAUGAAUAUAGACACGCGCUGCAUAACCAUGCUGUUCGACCGGACCUCAUUGCUUGUAGCAGAACCAGGACAGUCACUCAUGUUGUGUUUCCUCUUCAGUCUCUCACUGUGAAACAAGAGCCAAUGAUGUGUUAUUGAUCAGGCAGGAAAAAGUCAAACUGGUGGUGCUUCAAUCCACGUCCUCUAACCUCGGUCAUGUGUUUUCCUUCUAUAUUUACACUUAAUCGCUGUUUUAAUGUGAGAAAUCAUUGUGGUCAGUCUGGAAACAGGAGGUGGUGCUAAAAAGAAUUCAUGCAAAGGAUGUGAAAGAUAGAAAAUCUCACAGUGAGACAAAUCUGGAAAUGUAUUUCUCUGUGCAGCUAAAUUUAGCACAGCUUUCAAGUGUAUCACAUUUGAUCUGUCUGUUCUAGUGCUUCUGUCGUCAUUGAAACAUGUAAAGCCUGUGCAGGAAUUCCCAUAAUGCUCUGCUUCCAUUUUGAGCCAAUAAUUGCUGAGUUUUUCUGCCAUUAUUCUUUUCACGUUUAAACAAUCAAUCUCACUGCCGUGUUCUUCUAAACAAGUACACCAACAAAAAAAAACUUGCGGAUAUCAGUGGCAUCGUUUAUUUCAGUGGCAUAUUUUUACGUCUUUUUAUACACUUGUGCUAAAACUUUUUUUUUUUUUUUAAAUGACGCAUUUAUCAGAAAGUUCUCAACUGGGAUUUUUAUUACUGUGUUAUCUACAAAUCCAGAGUCAAAAAUCGUCUGCUAAUCAGACAUGGUGUUUGUUUGUCUUCCUGAGGUGCUUGGUGGGUGGGGUUUACCUUAUCGAACACUCCUUAUAAGCUAAUGUGAGGAGAUUAGUCACGGAAAAUUUGUCGUGAAUUGACUUUCUGUAAAAUGUUUGUGUUUUCUCUGUGGUCAACCCGCUGAGUGUGGCAUCAGAGUGGACUAAAGCAAACCAUGUAACAUGUUGAUCCAUGCAGAUUUGAUGCAGUUUGAUUGGACUUUCUCCUAAUUUUAGAUAUAGGAUUUGAUUAACUUGCAGUACUGAAGCAGUUAUCAUUAAUGAUACAAACAGUAGAGUCGGCUUGUUUAUGUACUCAUUAGAAAUGUAAUUAAACACUAGUAUUCAUGUUUCUGUCAUGUAUAAGUUUGAAUUUUAUGACUUGUAACAAAUUGUGCCUCAACGUAUAUAAGCUGAGAGUAGACUUGUAAUUUUCAGUUGCAGUGUUUGAUGGAAUAUUGUGAUGUUUCUUUACUGUCUGAGAUGUGGAGGAUUCUUUUUAUUAUCUACAAAACCCCUCAAACUGCCAACUCUGUUUGAAAAGUGCAACCUGUUCAAAUGAAAUGUAAAAUUGCAAUUUUUGCUUCUUUCAGAAAAUGUUACGUAGCUCUUCCAAAGCUCUCUGUGCCUUUUAUCAUCGAGGAAAAGACAUUUCAAUGAAGGUUUUUCUCCAUCCUGUUUGGCCUGCACCCACACACAGGAUCCUCUCUAAACGUCCCCACUGAUUUAAAAUGAGGGAGAAAAUUAUAUACUGUUAUGUUUUCUUUUAUUUUUACUGUUUAUCCUUUAUGCAUUCUUGAGCUAAAUAAAGCCGUUGAAGUACAA